Molecule: messenger RNA, 2750 nt
Organism: Pygocentrus nattereri (red-bellied piranha)
Lineage: Eukaryota; Metazoa; Chordata; Actinopteri; Characiformes; Serrasalmidae
Gene: p3h3
Product: prolyl 3-hydroxylase 3
Exons: 16
Coding region: 14-2338 (774 amino acids)
Biological process (GO): collagen metabolic process
Cellular component (GO): endoplasmic reticulum
Molecular function (GO): L-ascorbic acid binding; protein binding; iron ion binding
Source: RefSeq, a predicted model, not a curated record
UCGACUUCAUUAGAUGAGCCUAAAGUCUGCUAUCCUCUACACACAUUCCCCCCAAUCCAUCUCCACCCAUCUUUCACUCCUCCCUCCUGGAGCGAGAGCAGCUCGCCCUCAUUCCUCAUCCCUCCUUCAUCCCCUGCGCACCGCAAUGGCUCUGGGAGCCGCCGCUGUAUACGUGGCGCUCGGUCUCGCCUCGCUCUCCGUUUUGGGGGGUGUGUGCGGAGCCUCGGCUCCGGGCUCUCUCUCCGGCCUCCUGCCGCCUUACGACGAGCUGUACUACCUCGGUGUGCGGGCAUAUUUUAAGGAGGAGUGGGAGAGAGCCGCGGAGCACCUCGAAAAGUCUAUUUCGACCAGACAGGCCCUCCGCAGGACCCGGAGAAGAUGUCACGACGAGUGUUCAACGGCCGGGGACGAGUUAGCGCCCGGGCUAGGCACAGAAAAAGGCGGAAGCUGGGACUUGUUGGUGCUUGAAUGGAUCCAGCAGCGAGCGGAGUGUAUAAGGUUUUGUCUGGGCCAGAGCGUCACUCCUGCCGGGCAGCUUCCUGUAUCGAUGGACAUCGAGUAUGAAUUUGGGACCCGGAACCCGUAUAAUUUCCUGCAGGUCACCUAUUACAAGCUGGGGAAGCUGCAGAAGGCCGCCACGGCUGCCCACACGUUCUUCGUGGCCAACCCGAGUCACCUGGAGAUGAGGAACAACAUUGAGAAGUACAGGCGCAUGAGCGGCGUCACGGAGGAUGCCUUUAAUGACCGAGAGAGAGAGCUAGAGAAGCACUGGGAGUUCUAUGACGCGGCUACCUUGGCUGAGAGCACCUCAGACUGGACACGGGCAGUGGAGAGGUGGAAGGAGUGUGUGAACGAGACACUGAAGCAGACGGACGACUGCAGAGCUCAGUGUGUUGUGGCUUCGCAGCCCUUCCCGGAGGAGACGGACAGCACAGAGGGAGUGUACGAGAAAGCUGCAGCGCUCACUCUCUCGCUGUUGUCAUGCAAGCAGAUGUGUGUAUCUCUGGUGUCGACGCGCCCCGGACGGAUUUCUCCUCAAGAGGACUUCAUUCCACUGCAGCUGGAGCAUCUUCAUAUCGCCCAGUACAAAGUUGGUGACCUGAAGGGGGCAGUGAAGACCCUGCGCUCUCUGUUGCUUUUCUACCCCACGGACCCCGACUCCCUCAGCAACCUGCAGCUGUAUUCUGAGUCUCUGGAAGGCGACGCUGAGGCUCAGGACACAGGCCCAUCGCAAGAGAUUGCCAGCUACGUCAGCAGAGCCUUAGCAGAGAAGAAACUGCUCUACUUUGGAGUGGAAAACCUGGAUUUUAAAUUCAUUGACCCGGAUCUGUGGACACCAGAGGGCAUCGUUCCCGAGUCACUGAGGGAAAGCUGGAGAGCAGAGAGGGAGCUGCUUAACGAGAAACUGAAGGAAGGGGAAAAAUGGUUAGAGGUGGACGACAGUGGGUUCUAUGCAGGGGGUCCGGUUCCCCUGGUUGGUGUGACAAUUACAAUGGAUGACCUGGCCCUGAACGGAACAAAUCGUGUUGUACUGGAUGGGGUCUUGUCGCAGUCUGAGUGCGACACUGUGAUGCAGCUGGCCAGCGUUGCUGCCUCAGUUGGUGACGGUUACAAAGGAAGACGUUCUCCUCACACGCCUCAUGAGAAAUUCGAGGGCCUGACUGUUCUAAGGGCUCUUAAGUUGGCCCAGGAUGGAAUAGUGAACCAGUCAGAUGCCAGGCUGUUGCAUGAAAUGGGAGAGAGAGCCAGAACGCUAUUGCAUUCGUAUUUCAGAAGCCACUCAGCUCUGUACUUCGCCUACACACACCUAGUUUGCCGCUCUGCCAUUCCAGGGCAUCAAGAUGGACGCUUGGAUCUGUCUCAUCCCGUUCAUGUGGAUAACUGCAUACUGGAGCCAGAGACACGGCAGUGCUGGAGAGAGGCUCCGGCUUUCACACACAGAGAUCUGAGUGCGAUUCUCUACCUGAAUGAAGACUUUGAAGGAGGGGAGCUGUUCUUCACUGACAGAGAUGCCAAAACAGUCACAGCCAGGGUCAAGCCCAGCUGUGGGAGACUCGUUGGAUUCACAUCAGGACCAGUCAACCCACAUGGUGUUACCGCAGUUACGGCAGGCCGCAGGUGUGCUCUAGCGCUGUGGUUCACCACGGAAAAACACCACAGAGACAUGGAACGGGAGCAGGCGGAGGCCAUGUGGGCAGCAGAUGGACAGAGCGUGGUAAAGGAAGACCAGGAGGAUUCCGACAGCGCCCUUGCACCUGCUCGGAGUGGGCGGAGCCAAACAUCUAAAGGGAGGAGCAAAGAGAGGGAGAGAGUGACAAGUGGGAGGGAUGAACUUUGAAAGCGAUCCCUGAAUCUGUGACGGCCAGCCCCACGGCUUUCACAGAGCUCUUCAUGAACACUGAGAAAUACCCAGAUAUGUCUCUUAAGACCGAGUGGGUGUGAGUAUAUGUAUGUCCAUAAGUUUAUUUCUGUCUCACCCAGAUUUGAAAGGCCAUUUGGUGCUGAAGCCUCAGGAUUUAUUCUGUGAAGCCGUUUUCUCGGAAUAAAGGAACAAUAAUAGGAUUAAACUGAACAGCCAUUUAAUUAUUAACCGAAUAUUUGUUCUGUGACAUACUAUGACUUAUCAGCUUUGGUCUCAUAUCCACAGUAAAAUGACUACAAGAUCAAACAAAUAUUCCGUUUAAGUUGCGGUGGGAACAGUAUGCCUUGUUAUUGUGAAUGAUGAAGAGCAUUAAAGGUUGAGUAAGUAA